AUGACUGGCGAAAAAGCUCACCGAACCAUUGCGGACCACCUCCAAGACGCUGAGUUGUGGACACAGCUCGGGUAUGAGACAUUCCAAAUUCAACUAACCCAACAUGGUGAGACUCUUUCCAACAGAGUAUUCGUCGUAGAUUUCCACCUUUGCUCCCGAAGAGACAAUGGCUCUUCUUUGUUGUGUCCCCCUGGAGUCUAUCCAAGCGCACUGCAGUUAGUCCGACAAAACAUGCAUUUCACGGGCCCAUCCCGCUCAAAUGGACGGUUCGCAAGAACAAUAUCGGCAUUCAAGGUCGAGCAGGAGCAAGACAUUAACCGCCUGGAAUCAUUCGAUGCCAAGAACCCUGUUGGCAGUUCAUUUUCACCUAUGGACAUUGCACACCACCGGGUCAGGGUUCCGUUUCAAUCGGCCGUCACUCCGCAGUUUGGCUCCCAUCUUUCCGCUGCGGGUGGUGAUGCAGACCCCAUUCAGCAGCCGCAGCGGAAAUCACUAUUGGGUGAAGAUGUCUUGAUUGCGUUGUUGGACGCAGGAUUGCGCACCAGCAUGUGUCCUCGCUCAACACGGAUCGCGGCAGGAGUGAAAUGCCUGGAUGAGCGGGGAAAUUUUCGACUCGGUGAUAUUGCGCCGGCCGUUUUCGUGCCGAACUACACUCGGAAGUUUGAAGAUCAGGCGAGAUUCAUUCCAGGAAUCUCCAAGUUUUUGGCGACUUUUCUGGCGGUCUCGAGGGCCGAAAGGAUUGAAUCCCGAGAGGCUUCUCUGGAGCUGCAAAAGGACCUCUGGAUGACGGUUGCAAACAGCGCCCGAAAUCACGGACCUGUUCGACGACUGCGGCCUCUGUGGUCUGCAAAGACGACGACCAGCACUGGUGAAGUCUUGAAAAUUGAUCAAGCUACAGAAGUGGGCACGCUCCUGCACCAUGAAGGAAGCCGGAGGGAAUCUUCACCGACGGAGAAUUCAGGUAAUGAAGGCAUCACUGAUGAAAAUAUUUUCGAUUUCUGCCGGACAUUCGAUACACAAGCUAAUUCCCUCCCAAGGGACAUCCCCCCGGUCGCAUUAAAAAGUUUCAACGGUGGUCACAGUGCAACAGCAAUGGACUUCUGUGACGGGGAAGCAGAGGCGGCUGGGUCGAGACCGGGAGAAACCGUUCUUAUCCCUUCCGAAGAUGAGAAUUCAGCCGAUCCACCGGGCAAAAGCAGAAGUCACACAAAUAGCCUGUCACUGAGUGAAGUGUCAAUGCUUAUGUCCCUGGAAGAAGAAAGCCGCCUAAUCAGGCGGCCCGAGGUUACCGGUGGGUCGAGCUGGCUUACUCAGAAUGUCAUCCGCAUGCAUCCGCUGAGGCAGCAUGCACACCCAAGCCAUCUGCUCGACAAGUGUGAUUCCGGGGAGAAUGAGGAGAGCUUCAUAUACGACCAGUCUCACCUGGUUCCAUCCAGGCAGUCUGGCGGAGUGUGUCUGGAACUCGACGAGUUUGAUUGUCAAUACACAAAGCCCCCCUCUGCCGACGAACAAGACCGGAUCCCGAACUUCCAGGACUCAUAUUACCAUUCAGCCUCGGGACAUUAUAUUGACGACGGCUCGGAGCCCAUGUCGGGAAACCAGAACGACCACAGUUCAGACGUUUCAUUGACAGACGUGCUUGGAAACGACCAUCUGUUGUGGCAUAUGUGGAAGAGGCGUGCUAGCGUGGCUCCUCGUGGAGAGGAAGACAUCGACGAUAUGAAAACGAUGUAUCAGACGAAUCCAGAUAUGAAGCUGUUGAGCAGAGGAGGGGACCUUGAUCUCAGUGACAUGAGUUCCUCAAGCCACGACGACCCGAUGCUGGCCGAAUCGACGGAUCCUCGUUCUCCGGUCCGGGAAAGACCCAGUCAUCCAGGGACGCCAACUUCAGAGAGAAGGUCCUACUUCGCAACGACACGCUCUUCCUCCUCCUCGUCUUCAUACAUCGGCCAGCCAUCAAACCCCUCGGAUCCCAAACUACCGCGACGAGGGAGCAUCAUGAAACGCUUCUCCUGGGGAGGUCGGCAUCAUUCUUCGGAGAUGACGGAGCUCGAUCUAACGAAUUUGGAGGGACGAAUCAUGGAAGUCAAACGAAGAAAGACGCUGGACGACUAUGAGAUGAUGGAAAGGGAUGCGGCUCACGAUGACGCCGAUGAGAUGCUCUUUUGA
Molecule: messenger RNA, 2169 nt
Organism: Rhinocladiella mackenziei CBS 650.93
Lineage: Eukaryota; Fungi; Ascomycota; Eurotiomycetes; Chaetothyriales; Herpotrichiellaceae
Exons: 3
Coding region: 1-2169 (722 amino acids)
Source: RefSeq, a predicted model, not a curated record